This is a messenger RNA of Bursaphelenchus okinawaensis, 3474 nucleotides long. Lineage: Eukaryota; Metazoa; Nematoda; Chromadorea; Rhabditida; Aphelenchoididae. The record is from the annotation of a GenBank genome assembly.
AUGUACUCUCACCACCAUUAUUACCGUUUCCCGGUCGAUUUCAGCGACAUUCUAGCCUCUGAUUCUACCCCCAAGCCUCGAGGACAUCGUACAGAAUCCUCCAAGUCUUUAAUUCACAGUAAACCGGAUUUCUUCACACAAUUUGAAGGUUUCAUAGACAAUACUGACACCUCAGACACCUCUCUCUCAUCUUACAAUGACAAUCCGAAAGCUAACAAUCGGUUUUGGGUAACAUUAAACCUUGUCAUCCUACUGUUACUUCUACUUGGAGGUCUAUCAUUUUUGUAUGUGUUCAGUCAGAAGCCUUUGACCUGUCCAACUCAAGAGUAUGGUACCAGGAAUGGCAGUAGACAUUAUGAUGUAGAUGCGAUAAGCGAGAUAUUGAGGGAGAGAGUGAAUGCAGAGAGAAUUAGAGAAAACUUAAGAUGGAUCACCGAGGAUGUACAUGUGGCUGGGACUAGUGCUCAAUUAAAGCUGAUGGAUAAGAUCGAGGAAGAAGUAAGUAAUAAGCGGCUAUUACAACAUGUUUGGGGCUGUAAUUUGUCAUUGAUUAUGAUUUAUUUGAAAUUUAAAAGUUUUUGUGAUUAAUCAGUAUAAUAUGUUAAGAUAUUUUAGUACAAAAACUUGGGUUUCAAAGUUAAAACUUAUGAGUACGAGGUACUACUGUCAUAUCCAGAUGUAAAUCGACCUAAUUCAGUACAUUUGUGGUCGGAUUCAGAUGGUUGGAUUACCAUUUCACAUGGUAUUGGCACCCCUAUUGGGCCAAGCACGGUAAGUACUACAGCAUACUGUAUUUUACUUCAAAAUACUGUAAUCUAUAGUAGAGUUCAGUAAUAUAGACAAUUUAUUUGCAAGUUAAUGUACUUAUAUGUACAGUAUGUCUUACCUCUUUACUUUAGAACAGAGACCCGUUAGGCUCGCAAUGGUGGAACGCCUAUUCAAGUAAUGGUACCGUAUUUGCUCAAGUUGUCUACUGUAACUAUGGGAUCGAAGAAGACUUUACCUUGCUAUUACAAUCUGGAGUGACUCUAAAGAACAAGAUUCUACUGAUUAGAUAUGGAGCUAAGUUCAGAGGCGACAAAGUCUAUUUGGCUGAACAGUUAGGGGCAGCCGGGGUAUUACUGUAUAGCGAUCCUUUUGACUUUGCUCCUGAGAAACCACACAAUAAUUUGGUAUGUUAUGAUGACUUGGUUAAACAUACUAUACUAUAAAAUUAGCCCAGGCAACAAAUUAUAGUACGUUAUAAUUUUAGACCUACCCCGACCAAGUGUGGCUACCAGGUUCAGAUGCUCAGCGUGGUACUUUGCUUAGGUUCAACGGUGACCCAGAAACUCCAGAGUUCCCGUCGAAACCAUAUGUUCAUAGAAUCAAAAGGAAAGAGCUUAAACAUGAAGGACUUCUACCAAACAUACCAGUAAUGCCCUUAGGAUACGAUGACGUCAAGAGUCUGAUGGAGCACAUGGAUGGAAGUGAAGUGCCGGUAAGUGGCUUUAAGCGUCGUAAGGUAAAAAUAAGUGUUUUUUUUUGAAAGUUUCAUUAUAUUGAUAUAGACAUUUCUUAUCAAAACUGAACCUAGAACCAAAAAAUACCGUAUAAUUACUGACUGGUAGAACUAGCACGAUCAAUAUUACAAUAAACUUCUCAUUUUAGUGGUCCAGAUGGACUGGAAGUCUCACAACAACCUACAAACUCAACUCCACGAUCCGCUUUAGAAUGGACGUGAACACUCAGCUUCAACGUGCUCCAAUCAAGAAUGUUGUCGCCAUCUGGCCAGGCCAAGAAGAACCAGACGACUGGAUCUUACUGAGCAAUCACAUAGAUGCCUGGAGUCACGGUGCCAUCGACCCAAACAGUGCUACCGCUGUGAUGCUGGAGAUAGCACGAGUACUACAAGCCACAGAGAAAUCGACCGGUUGGAGACCGAGAAGAUCCCUGGUCUUUGGCCAAUGGGACGCCGAGGAGUUUGGACUAGUUGGAUCUACAGAGUUUGUGGAUGAGAUGCAGACCAUGCUCUCUGACCGAGUGGUGGGCGUUAUAAAUGUAGAUAACAUCAAUGGAAACACGACUAUUGUCGCCAAAGCGGCACCAUUAAUGUAUAGAGCUUUGGCCAAGGCAGCGGCCAAAGUAGAACAACAAAAUAUUGUGGAAGUUGAGAAGGGAAGAGUUACAUUACUGGACUCAUGGACAUAUUACUCUUUGAAAGGAGCUCUACCUGGCGACAAAAGUGUACCAGGCAUAGGACAUCCUCUGUCUGGGUCAGACUUUCAACCAUUUUUAGGUAUCAAUUUGUUUCUUUAUCUAAAAUAGUCUUAAAAUUAUUAAUUUUUAUACAUUUAAAUUUAAAGCUUGAUUAAAUUGACUUUCAGACUAUAUUUUGAUAUUACUUUAGGUCAUUUGGGUAUCCCGGUGGCAGAUUUGCGGAUGGAAGGUGCUCCUCAAUAUACAUUUAUGUUGUACCACACCAUGUACGAAACUUCUUGGACUGUAGAGAACCUUAUCGACCCAACUGGACUGAUUUUCAAGUCAAUGGGACAGUUUUGGAUUGAAUUGGCAAGAGAUUUGGCCGAUAGUAGAGUAAGUUAAAAAUGUUUUUGAACUUAAAAUAGGAGAAACCACACCUCGUAUUUUACAUUUAAGAUUACUUUUUAUGCACUAAAAAUGAUAGAACGGCACUAAUGUCAAUGUUAUUUUACUUCUCUCGCUCCAUUCCCCUUUAUUUGCGCGCGAAAAGAAAUGAAAGAGAAAAUAAGAAAGGGAACACUCGUGGCCUUGUGGCGUAAUGGAUAACGCGUCGGACUUCGGAUCCGAAGAUUGCAGGUUCGAGUCCUGUCAGGGUCGACUUACUUUUUGGGGUUUUUUACAAGAUUAUAAAGACAAAAUAACUUUUUUUAAUCAUUAAUUAUUAAAAACAUAUUUGCAUUGCAUUUUAUUAGUUUUUAAACUAAUUUCAAUAUUUAAAGCUAACAAGCUAUGCUUUUUCAGAUAAUCCCUUACGAUGUAAACGAUUACUCUGUUGUAAUAGCUGAAGGAAUUUUAUUUACCGAAAAGUAUUUGCGAACCCUCAACAUCGACCACAUUAUCGACAGUUUUGACGACAUUUUUGAAAAUCUUCAUGAAGCUGUUCUGAAAUUCCGCAAUUCUGCUGCCAGAUUUACCCAAAUGAUUCACGAAAUCAAUAAUCGUCCGAAUCUGGUCGAUGAAGUUCGAAUCCGGUCGAUAAAUCGUCGACUGAAAGGCAUUGAGAAGUGUUUUUUAUCGACUGGUAACGAACAACCAUCUCGACGUCACAUUGUGUUUCGAUCGAGUUCUCGCGACAAUCUGAACGGUCAACUCUUCAAUGGCCUUCUGGAGGUGGCAUUGGAAGUGGCAGAGAGUGGAGGGAAGGACCGGGAGUUGGUGGAGCAGGUGAUUUGGGAGAUGAACAGGAUUCAGAUGGCGGUGGAGAGUGCGGUUCACUUUUUGAGUCUGAAUUGA